This is a messenger RNA of Procambarus clarkii (red swamp crayfish), 1647 nucleotides long. Lineage: Eukaryota; Metazoa; Arthropoda; Malacostraca; Decapoda; Cambaridae. The record is from RefSeq and is a predicted model, not a curated record.
AUGGUCUACGUCGUAAAUACCCCUACUUGCCAAUACCCCGCCCACGCCCUGCACCACCCACACGCCGUCCACGCCCUGCACCACCCAGACGCCGCCCACGCCCUGCACCACCCAGACGCCGCCCACGCCCUGCACCACCCACACGCCGCCCACGCCCUGCACCACCCACACGCCGCCCACGCCCUGCACCACCCACACGCCGCCCACGCCCUGCACCACCCAGACGCCGCCCACGCCCUGCACCACCCACACGCCGCCCACGCCCUGCACCACCCACACGCCGCCCACGCCCUGCACCACCCAGACGCCGCCCACGCCCUGCACCACCCAGACGCCGCCCACGCCCCGCACCACCCAGACGCCGCCCACGCCCUGCACCACCCAGACGCCGCCCACGCCCUGCACCACCCAGACGCCGCCCACACCCUGCACCACCCAGACGCCGCCCACGCCCUGCACCACCCAGACGCCGCCCACACCCUGCACCACUCAGACGCCGCCCACACCCUGCACCACCCAGACGCCGCCCAACCCUGCACCACCCAGACGCCGCCCACGCCCUGCACCACCCAGACGCCGCCCACACCCUGCACCACCCAGACGCCGCCCACGCCCUGCACCACCCAGACGCCGCCCACACCCUGCACCACCCACACGCCGCCCACACCCCAUCUCACCCAUGCCGCCCACGCCCUGCACCCCCCAGACACCGCCCACACCCCAUCUCACCCAUGCCGCCCACGCCCUGCACCCCCCAGACACCGCCCACACCCCAUCUCACCCAUGCCGCCCACGCCCUGCACCCCCCAGACACCGCCCACACCCCAUCUCACCCAUGCCGCCCACGCCCUGCACCACCCAGACACCGCCCACACCCCAUCUCACCCAUGCCGCCCACGCCCUGCACCACCCAGACACCGCCCACACCCCAUCUCACCCAUGCCGCCCACGCCCUGCACCACCCAGACGCCGCCCACGCCCUGCACCACCCAGACGCCGCCCACGCCCUGCACCACCCAGACGCCGCCCACGCCCUGCACCACCCAGACGCCGCCCACGCCCUGCACCCCCCAGACACCGCCCACGCCCUGCACCACCCAGACGCCGCCCACGCCCUGCACCACCCAGACGCCGCCCACGCCCUGCACCACCCAGACGCCGCCCACGCCCUGCACCCCCCAGACACCGCCCACGCCCUGCACCACCCAGACGCCGCCCACGCCCUGCACCACCCAGACGCCGCCCACGCCCUGCACCACCCAGACGCCGCCCACGCCCUGCACCACCCAGACACCGCCCACACCCCAUCUCACCCAUACCGCCCACGCCCUGCACCACCCAGACGCCGCCCACACCCCAUCUCACCCAUGCCGCCCACGCCCAGCACCACCCACACACCGCCCACACCCCAUCUCACCCAUGCCGCCCACGCCCUGCACCACCCAGACGCCGCCCACACCCCAUCUCACCCAGGCCGCCCACGCCCUGCACCACCCAGACACCGCCCACACCCCAUCUCACCCAGGCCGCCCACGCUACCUCCUGCCAGGAAUCUCCUACUUGACUUCAAUCGCCGUCAUUUCCUGCCAAUUUCCCGACAUCUUCGAAAGUUGCAUGUGUUUGUUGAUGUUGGGAGUUGUCCAUUGA